GGACAGAGACGUGGAGUUUUGUAAAAUAGACUUUGUAGUGGCUGCAGGGCUGUUUGCCUCUCUUAUUAAAUUUCUCUCUAAAAGAAGAGCUAGCAGGAAUAUAAAGCACCUUCAGAUAUCUCUGAACUGCUUGUGGAAGGAACUGAGGAAACUUUUCUCCCUAAGAGUCUUGCUGACUACCUGGCCCUGCAGAAAAAAUGAGUGACAGCCUGGACGAUGGCUCUUUCAUGUUCACAUCGGAGUCCGUAGGAGAGGGACAUCCAGAUAAGAUCUGUGACCAGAUCAGUGAUGCUGUCCUGGACGCUCACCUGAGGCAGGACCCAGAUGCCAAAGUGGCCUGUGAGACGGUGUGUAAGACUGGCAUGGUGUUGCUCUGUGGAGAGAUCACAUCCCGGGCCAACGUGGACUACCAAAAGGUGGUGAGGGACGCCAUCAAACACAUCGGCUACGACAACUCUGACAAAGGUUUUGACUAUAAGACCUGUAAUGUGCUGGUGGCUCUGGAGCAGCAGAGUCCCGACAUUGCUCAGGGCGUCCACAUUGACAGACAGGAGGAGGACAUUGGAGCGGGGGAUCAGGGUCUGAUGUUUGGCUAUGCCACAGAUGAGACUGAGGAGUGCAUGCCUCUCACCAUCGUCUUAGCUCACAAACUCAACUCAAAGAUGGCUGAACUCAGACGCAACGGCUCCAUCCCCUGGCUGCGCCCUGACUCUAAAACACAGGUGACUGUACAUUAUGAACAGAAGAAUGGAGCGGUGAUCCCCAAGAGAGUUCACACCAUCGUAAUCUCCGUCCAGCACGAUGAUAUUGUUACUUUGGAGGAACAGAAGAAGGUCCUCAAGGAGAAGGUGAUCACUGCUGUGGUUCCUGCUAAAUAUUUGGACAACAAGACCAUCUACCACCUCCAGCCUAGUGGUCGCUUUGUCAUUGGAGGACCUCAGGGUGAUGCUGGUGUGACAGGCAGGAAGAUCAUUGUCGACACAUAUGGAGGUUGGGGUGCACAUGGUGGUGGAGCUUUCUCCGGCAAAGACUUCUCAAAGGUGGACCGCUCCGCUGCCUACGCUGCUCGCUGGGUCGCCAAGUCUCUAGUCAAAGCUAAACUGUGCAGGAGAGUUCUGGUUCAGGUGUCUUAUGCUAUCGGAGUGGCACAUCCUCUGUCCAUCUCCUUGUUCACCUACGGUUCCUCUGAGAAAUCAGAGUCAGAGCUGCUGAAGAUUGUCAACAAGAACUUUGAUCUGCGGCCAGGAGUCAUUGUCAGGGAACUGAACCUGAAGAGGCCCAUCUACCAGCAGACAGCCUCCUACGGCCACUUUGGUCGACCAGAGUUUACUUGGGAGAUGCCUAAAAAGCUUGUGUACUAAAUAUUCCACCUGCUCGUCUUUUAGGCUGAACGUGGCGCCUCUUUCUCGGCUACGGCUAACAGCUCCUUCGACUGAUUGGACAUUUUUAAAUAGGAAGAACUAAAGCCAAAGUUAGCGAUAAGUAAGAUUAAAAGAGAUGAGGAAUAUCAUUAUGCAGAAGUUGUUGUAGGCAAACAACAUAUGGAGCAGACAGACAAUGCAGAGGACAUCUCAGUAACCAAUCCUUUCCUCCCGGGUCCUUGAACAUCGAAUUAUUGGUGCUUUAUAAAUAUGGGUACAAUCGCUAGUCAAAGAUCUUCCGUAGUAAGGUAUAGGAGCAGCAAAUAAAAUCCGCUGAAGAUAAAUAUUUUUAACCCACUAGGAUCAGGGUUUUACCUCAAAACUGCAAAUGUUCCUUUAGUAGGAUGUACAGAAACAACCUCAGUGCUUUAUUUACAGCAAAUACUUCAUCAGUGACCAUCAUGGAUAUACUAUUUUUGCUCAACAAAAGGCUCAGCUUUAGGAGAAAAUGUAAUCUUUUUGUCAUGACUGUAAAAUUCCUUUUCUAAGUCUUAAUUUGUAAUGUGUGCUACAGCUGUUAGCACUGUUACCCUCACCGUUGUACAUCAAGCCAGGUCAUUAAAACGUGGAGAGCUCUGAUCUCUUCAACAUUAUGUUACAAUCAGUAAAUAGCCAUACGGUUUUCACAGUGCACUUCUUUUCUGUCAUCCUUUCAGCCACAAACUGCCCGGCUGAUUUGUAUCUUUAAAUGUUAUUUUUGUUUUACCUGUAGGCCGGCUGCCCAAAGAGUUUAUGGAUGUGACUUAUUUUAACCAAACACGUGAAGUCUUAAUCAGUCUCUUCUCUUUGCAGUGGAUUACCAGGCUGCACACUGUUGAGACUAAGCAUUUAGUUCACCACUGAUGUCUUACAGUUUUGCAAUUUUAUAAUAUCUGACACCCUUGGUGUAGAUGCAGAUCUCCUUUAUCUUUGAGAUACAUAACUCACUUAUCUCUCAAUGUUCUCUGCAGCCCUUCAUUGCGGAUUGAGAGCGUCUUUCGUGGAUUUAAAAUAAAGAAGGGAGUUUGUAAAAAUAUAUUUCUCCAAAAGGCAUUUUGAACAUUGAUUUUUAAGUCAGCUUUCGCGAUUGCUUGAUAAAAGUAUUUAAUCCAAUUAAUUCCUUCUGAUGGGAUUGAGGAAGUGUGAACAGUACUCACCUCAAAACGUCAUGUCUGCAGAGGUGUAGGACUUCGUGGCUAGUGAAACAACCCUUGCUUUCUUUUACGGCCGAAUUGUUUUCUAUUUAAUGUGUUGAUCUGUGUUGACUCUGUUGGAAGAGAAACUGGACAAUGUAAAUAAUUAAACAAUAAAGAAAAUGAAAGAUAAA
This is a messenger RNA of Eleginops maclovinus (Patagonian blennie), 2727 nucleotides long. RefSeq names its product methionine adenosyltransferase 1A (gene mat1a). The transcript has 10 exons. Lineage: Eukaryota; Metazoa; Chordata; Actinopteri; Perciformes; Eleginopidae. Gene Ontology annotation, cellular component: cytosol. Bases 198 to 1361 code for a protein of 387 amino acids. Gene Ontology annotation, molecular function: ATP binding; methionine adenosyltransferase activity. Gene Ontology annotation, biological process: S-adenosylmethionine biosynthetic process. The record is from RefSeq and is a predicted model, not a curated record.